AUAAUAAUAUUCUUUGAAGCUUUUAACAUUGUUGCGAAGACUCAGACUCUCAGGCGCAGACUCGGAGAUGGCAGUCCACUACUGGACAGCCCUGUUUCUAUUGUUGUCAUGCCUUUUCAGUAUUUCAAAUGCUAGUGCUGGCGAUGCCGAUCCAGAUUACAGGACAUGUGUUUCAGAAUGUGAGAUAAGCGGUUGUGUUGGACAACUUUGCUUUCCUCAGUGCAAUUCUUCAUCGGAUGGUGGUCCAUGGUACAUACAAGAACCUCUGUAUUUACAAUGGAAAAAAUGGGGUUGUCAAGGUGAUUGCCGUUAUCAGUGUAUGGUUAAUAGAGAGAGAGAACGGGAAACUCUCGGUCAAGCCCCGGUCAAGUACCAUGGUAAAUGGCCCUUCAAGCGUGUACUUGGGAUUCAGGAGCCUGCUUCUGUUGCGUUCUCUGUGCUCAACCUAGCUAUGCAUUUCCAUGGUUGGCUUUCCUUUUUCAUCACGCUCUACUAUAAAUUGCCUCUGAAACAAGAUAAGACAGCGUACUAUGAAUACGUCGGUUUGUGGCAUAUUUACGGUCUUCUGUCCAUGAACUCUUGGUUCUGGAGUGCUGUUUUCCACAGCCGGGAUGUUGACCUCACAGAGAGGUUGGACUACUCAUCCGCAGUAGCCAUUCUCGGAUUCUCACUCAUCUUAGCCAUUUUACGAACCUUUGAUAUUCGGGUCGAGGCUACAAGGGUUAUGGUAUCCGCUCCAAUACUAGCUUUUGUAACCACCCACAUACUCUACAUAAACUUCUACAAACUCGACUAUGGUUGGAACAUGAUUGUGUGUGUGGCAAUGGGAGUUACUCAGCUUUUUCUAUGGGCAAGAUGGGCUGCUGUCUCGAGCCAUCCUUCUAACUGGAAACUUUGGGUGGUUGUGAUAGCUGGAGGAUUAGCCAUGCUUCUAGAGAUAUAUGAUUUUCCUCCAUAUGAAGGCUACUUCGAUGCUCACUCGAUCUGGCACGCUGCCACAAUCCCCUUGACCAUUCUCUGGUGGAGCUUCAUUAGAGACGAUGCUGAGUUCAGAACUUCCAGCCUCCUCAAGAAAACUAAGACGAAGGCAAAGUGAGUUCUUUGCUAAAUUUCAGAAGGAUUUUUAUUCGACCGUACAAAUUUGCAAGCACAGGAGAAAAACGAAAGGUGGAAAUGGAUUUAAGCAUCACGAAGAAGGAAGAGUCUUUUGUUUAAAGCUAGCUGGUUUGGAUUCACAGGUUUCUUCAGUUUUGGUUUUUUGUUUUUUAAUUGUUUAAGCAUUAACUGUGGAAUUUGCUUUGAGCCCUUUAAGAAAAUUUUCUUGGCCUU
This is a messenger RNA of Arabidopsis arenosa, 1329 nucleotides long. NCBI's taxonomy places the organism in Eukaryota, Viridiplantae, Streptophyta, Magnoliopsida, Brassicales, Brassicaceae. The record is from the annotation of a GenBank genome assembly.